AUGGUGGUCAAAGGGCAGAAUCGCCCUGGAGCCUGCUUCCAAAACCGACUUCUCAAUUCGAUCUCGGCUCAGAUGUCUAGAAAGCCCAUUUUCAAUGAAGUGAAUGAUGGUGCAGGUAGCAUAUCCCUCAACACCGACCCUCGUAUAAUCUCCAGGGAAACACGCAGCCAGUCUGGCAAACCACUUCGCAUGGUCCACUUGGAGACGCACGAGUACGUUGAGGACGGCGACGACUUCGACAUUCCAGCAGAGAAGAGAGAAGACCUACUAGACCUUCAAUUACUAAGGUUCCGGUACAUGCUUUCAAUAGCAAUGUCACAGAGCGAUGAGGGGAUGGACGAGGACGAGUAA
Messenger RNA from Colletotrichum orchidophilum, 351 nucleotides. RefSeq lists its product as uncharacterized. NCBI's taxonomy places the organism in Eukaryota, Fungi, Ascomycota, Sordariomycetes, Glomerellales, Glomerellaceae. The transcript has a single exon. The record is from RefSeq and is a predicted model, not a curated record. The coding region runs from base 1 to 351 and encodes 116 amino acids.